Molecule: messenger RNA, 2194 nt
Organism: Aphanomyces astaci
Lineage: Eukaryota; Oomycota; Saprolegniomycetes; Saprolegniales; Verrucalvaceae
Product: proline-tRNA ligase
Exons: 1
Coding region: 21-2138 (705 amino acids)
Biological process (GO): prolyl-tRNA aminoacylation
Cellular component (GO): cytoplasm; aminoacyl-tRNA synthetase multienzyme complex
Molecular function (GO): ATP binding; proline-tRNA ligase activity; aminoacyl-tRNA deacylase activity
Source: RefSeq, a predicted model, not a curated record
UCGCCCUCAAGUCAAUCGCGAUGGCGGAGAAGAUCGUCGCGGCGUUCCAUGCGCUUGGCAUUCCGUUGGAAAAUGUGGACCACGUGCCUGCCUUCACGGUGGAAGAGCAGGCGGCUGCCGUGGGUCAUCUGCCCGGUGUCCUCACCAAGAACUUGGUGUUGAAGGACAAAAAGGAAGGCAUCUUCCUCAUCUGUGCCGCGGCCCAUCAAACCGUGGAAGUCAAGUCGCUGGCGAAGAAGAUGCAAUUGGUGAGCAACAAGGUCAACUUGCGCUUUGCCACGGAAGAUGUGCUGCAUAACGUGCUGCAAGUGAAGCAAGGAUCGGUGUCGCCGUUGGCUGUGCUCAACGACACGGAGAACCAAGUGCGCUUGGUCCUCGACGCAGCUCUUCUCACUGCGGACAAGAUCAACUGCCAUCCGCUCCAGAACGACAAGACAGUGUCCAUCACCCCCGCCGACUUGCUCAAGUUUGUGCGCCACUACGCGCACGAGCCAUUGAUUGUUGACUUUUCCGUGUCUGUCGCGCAAGCCACGUCCCCCCGCGCGGCCGCCGCGCCCAAGGCCCCGGCCAAGGAAAAGAACACGAUUGUCAAGCCUGACAAGCUGGAGAAGGACACCAAGUCCAAGGAAGGCAUGGUAUGGUCGAAGAAGGAGAACUUCCCCGACUGGUACACGGACGUGAUCACCAAGUCUCAAAUGAUCGACUACUACGACGUGUCGGGGUGCUACGUGCUUCGUCCAUGGUCGUACGAGAUCUGGGAGCGCAUCCAGGCGUACUUGGACGGCAAGUUCAAGGAGAUUGGCGUCAAGAACUGCUACUUCCCCAUGUUUGUCACGUCGGAGAAGCUCAACCGCGAAAAGGACCAUUUGGAAGGGUUCGCGCCCGAAGUGGCGUGGGUGACCAAGAGCGGCGACACGGACCUGAAGGAGCCGAUUGCCAUCCGCCCGACCUCGGAAACCAUCAUGUACCCCGCUUUCAAGAGCUGGAUCCGGUCGCACCGCGACCUCCCGUUGCGCUUGAACCAGUGGUGCAAUGUCGUGCGGUGGGAGUUCAAGAACCCCACGCCGUUCAUCCGUACGCGCGAGUUCUUGUGGCAGGAAGGCCACACCGCGCACGCCACCCGCGAAAGCGCCGCCACGGAAGUGAUGCAAAUCCUCGAGUUUUACGCUGGCGCGUACGAGGAACUGCUGGCCGUGCCCAUGAUCAAAGGCAAAAAGUCCGAAGUGGAAAAGUUUGCCGGCGCCGACUACACCACGACCAUCGAAGGGUUCGUACCGAGCACCGGGCGCGGCAUCCAAGCGGCGACGUCGCAUCACUUAGGCCAGAACUUUGGCCGCAUGUUUGGCAUCUCGGCCGAGGACGAUGAAGGCAAGAAGAUCAUUCCGUACCAAAACUCAUGGGGGUUCACCACGCGGUCGAUUGGGGUCAUGGUCAUGCUCCACGGCGACGACAAGGGGCUCGUGUUGCCGCCCCGUGUGGCGCCAAUCCAAGUCGUCGUCGUGCCCAUCCCUGUCAAAGACAAGGACGAAACUGACGCCUUGUUUGCGCAAGGCGACGUCCUCCAUGACAUCCUGCGCAAGGUGGGCGUGCGCGUGGAAGUGGACCAUCGUCGCAUCUACACGCCUGGCUGGAAGUACAACCACUGGGAGCUCAAGGGCGUGCCGCUCCGGUUCGAACUCGGCCCGAAGGACGUGGCCAAAUCCCAGGUGCGCGUCGUGCGCCGGGAUAACAACGACAAGGUGGACAUCCCGUUCACGGACCUCGCCGCCAAGAUCCCCGCGCUGCUCGACCAGAUCCAGGCCGACAUGCUCGCGCGCGCGCGCACCGAGCGCGACAGCCGCAUCAAGGUCGUGACCGAGUGGAAGGAUUUUGUCAAGACAAUCGCCGAAGGUAACAUGGUUCUCACGCCGUUUUGCAACGAAAAGGAAUGGGAGGAACAGGUCAAGGCGCGGUCCCGCGACGAAUCGCUGGCCCUGCUGGGCGAAGACGGCGAAGCUGACAACACGGCCACGAGUGUCGCGGCCAAGAGCUUGUGCUUGCCGUUCGAACACAAUGAGCUGCCCAUCGAAGACGGCGUCAAGUGCUUUAUCAGUGGCCAACCCGCCAAGUGCUGGAUCCUCUGGGGUCGAUCGUACUAGGCGUGUUGUUGUUAUGCAACCAAAUAACGUCAUGAAUCAUGUGUGCUCUUGUUGAA